Messenger RNA from Coniophora puteana RWD-64-598 SS2, 1641 nucleotides. RefSeq lists its product as uncharacterized. NCBI's taxonomy places the organism in Eukaryota, Fungi, Basidiomycota, Agaricomycetes, Boletales, Coniophoraceae. The transcript has 2 exons. The record is from RefSeq and is a predicted model, not a curated record. The coding region runs from base 1 to 1641 and encodes 546 amino acids. Gene Ontology annotation, biological process: SCF-dependent proteasomal ubiquitin-dependent protein catabolic process. Gene Ontology annotation, cellular component: SCF ubiquitin ligase complex.
AUGCAUUCUGCUCUUCUUCUCGAGGAGUUUGUUCGCGCAAUCUACCAGCAAAUGGAGCCACAGGAUGCUGUCUCGCUUUCGCUGACCUGCCGUGUCGUCUCUGAUUUUGUGUUGAAUGCGCUGUGGGAAAACCCAAUCUCUCUCGUACCUCUUAUUUGCGUCUUCCCUAGCAAAUUUAUUCAGGCACAGCCGAUUCGAAGGAGCGUUGCGGGAACAAUAGCGUACAGCUUCGUAUCCGAUUCAUUCGACUCGGAAUUAGAAGACUCUCAGUGGGCAAGAGUCCAGAGUUACGCGUCUCGUAUCAAGCGCUUCGAUAAUCUCAGGGAACAUGCUAUUGGAGGAGUACUGAAAGGUCUCGUGUAUCCGAACGUGUUCAAGGCACUCUCCGAGAAAGGCCUCUCUGAAGCAAAACCUCUUUUCCCAAACCUCAAUAGCAUGAGCUGGUUUCCGGGAAUUUAUGAUAUCGGCUUCUUACGCGCCUUAACGAGCCCCUCUCUCAAACACCUUCGUUUUAUCGACUUUCCUUGCCGGGGUCUUUACGAAGCAGAGGAUGACUUUGACACCGACCUUCAAGAGUUGUGGGCGGGAAACCUGACGAUACUGGAGGAUAUCAGCACGAGAUGCCCAAAUCUUCAGACUUUAGUUUUGCCCUCAACUUCUUGGAAAAACCGCACAGGGCAACGUCUCGCCAAGGGCAUGAGGAAUACCAUUCUCUCAUGGAAGCAUCUGCGCCAUCUGGACUUUGACCACACUGACGAUCUUGUCUUGCAACACGUGUCUACUCUUCCCAAGCUGCGGACUUUGGCGAUCGCUCUUUCCAACGACGGCUAUCUUGUUCAAGACACGUUCGGAGUCUCUACCUUCCAGAGCCUCAAUCGCCUGAUCCUGCGUGAAGCCGUCGGUUUCGAGCCAUGUGCAAAAUUUCUUGAAGCACUCUCGCGUGCACCCGGCUUAUCCUGCCUCGAGCUUCAUUCAGUGGCCCCAGGGAGUAUCUCGGACCUCCUCAACGUUGUCAACCAACGCUGCUCCCCGGAUUUGAAGGAGUUGUCUGUCUAUGAAAACUGUGGGCACCCAAGAGAUAGCUCGCCCACUAGUUUUCUCACUGCUGAAGACCUCCGUCCGGCGUAUUCAUUCCAUUCUCUGGAAAAGUUCACCAUCAAUACGCGGCGGUCUGGCAAACUUAGUGAUGGAGACCUUUUAGAACUCGCACAGGCGUGGCCGAGAUUGGUCAGCCUCAAUCUCAACGUCCACUCCGAAUACCAGAACACAUCCUGCCUGUCACUUGGUGGUCUUGCCGUGGCCUUACAGCACUGGCCGUACCUCGAGGAGCUUGGGGUAUCAGUUGACGCUACUGCGCCUUCCAUCGAUUAUUUUUGCGCCAAUUGGCCGGAUGGUAUGCCUCAGGUCCCGACACUUCGUAAGCUAGACCUCGGCGCUUCCCAAAUCGAUGAUAAUACCCAAGAAGUCGCCCAGUGUCUUCGCCAUUUUAUUGGUGGCCUCGAGCGAGCGAAUCUUCAGGCAUGGUCGGAGAAGGGGAGAGAUCCGAGCGAUAAAGGGUAUUCUUGGAGCUGGAAAAGGUGGCAAGAUGUUUUUGAUACUAUUACAAACUAUCCUGCAAGGAUGCACGGGCGUGAUCAUUAG